CCGGGCCCCACAGGAGCAGCCGCCCGGGCGCCGGAGCCGCGGGCAGCGCUGCCGGGAUGAGCACCAGCGCGCUGGGCGGCGGCGGGGACAGUGGCAGCAGCAGCAGCAGCUCGCAGGCCUCCUGUGGGCUCGAGUCCUCAGGCUCCGAACGGGCCCCCGCCGCGCCGGCGGCACGGAUACUACGGGGGCUACUGGGCUCCGACGACGAGGAGCAGGAGGAUGCCAAGGACUACUGCAAGGGUGGCUACUACCCCGUGAAGAUCGGGGACCUGUUCAAUGGGCGGUACCACGUGGUGCGCAAGCUGGGCUGGGGCCACUUCUCCACCGUCUGGCUCUGCUGGGACAUCCAGCGCAAGCGCUUCGUGGCCCUCAAAGUGGUGAAGAGCGCAGGGCAUUACACGGAGACAGCUGUGGAUGAGAUCAAGCUCCUGAAAUGUGUCCGAGACAGUGACCCCAGUGACCCCAAAAGAGAAACCAUUGUCCAGCUCAUCGACGACUUCAGGAUCUCAGGGGUUAAUGGAGUCCACGUGUGCAUGGUACUGGAGGUCCUAGGCCACCAGCUCCUCAAGUGGAUCAUCAAGUCCAACUACCAGGGCCUGCCCGUGCCCUGCGUGAAGAGCAUCGUGAGGCAGGUGCUGCGCGGCCUGGAUUACCUCCACACCAAGUGCAAGGUCAUCCACACGGACAUCAAGCCUGAAAACAUCCUGCUGUGUGUGGGCGACGCCUACAUCAGGCGCCUGGCUGCGGAGGCCACGGAGUGGCAGCGGUCAGGGGCCCCGCCCCCAUCCCGGUCCACAGUCAGCAGUGCCCCCCAGGAGGUGUUGACCGGUAAGCUGUCCAAAAACAAGAGGAAGAAGAUGAGGCGCAAACGAAACCAGCAGAAGCGGCUGCUGGAGGAGCGGCUUCGGGACCUGCAGAGGCUGGAGGCCAUGGAGGCAGCCGCCCAGGCCGAGGACUCUGGCUCAAGACUAGAGGGGGGCAGCGGCUCCACCUCCUCUUCCGGCUGCCACCCUGGGGGGGCCGCGGCCGGCCCCUCCCCGGCCUCCUCCUCCCCUGCCCCCGGGGGCAGCCGCAGCCUCAGCCCCAGCUCCCAGACCUCAGGCUUCUCGGGCUCCCUCUUCUCCCCCGCCUCGUGCUCCAUCCUCUCAGGCUCUUCCAACCAACGCGAGACCGGGGGCCUCCUGUCACCCAGCACACCAUUUGGUGCCUCCAACCUCCUGGUGAACCCCCUAGAGCCCCAAAAUGCAGACAAGAUCAAGAUCAAGAUCGCAGACCUGGGCAACGCCUGCUGGGUGCACAAGCACUUCACCGAGGACAUCCAGACACGGCAGUACCGGGCCGUGGAGGUGCUGAUCGGCGCCGAGUACGGGCCCCCGGCCGACAUCUGGAGCACGGCGUGCAUGGCCUUCGAGCUGGCCACUGGCGACUACCUGUUCGAGCCACACUCCGGAGAAGACUACAGUCGUGACGAGGGUAGGGGGAGGCAGGCCCUGGGCUCGGCCUCGGGGUCUCCCGGCCGCCCGGCUUCCUCCCAGCCCCCUGUCUAUUCACAGACCACAUCGCCCACAUCGUGGAGCUGCUGGGAGACAUCCCCCCGGCCUUUGCCCUCUCGGGCCGCUAUUCCCGGGAGUUCUUCAACCGGAGAGGAGAGCUGCGGCACAUCCACAACCUCAAGCACUGGGGCCUGUACGAGGUGCUCAUGGAGAAGUACGAGUGGCCCCUGGAGCAGGCCACGCAGUUCAGCGCCUUCCUGCUGCCCAUGAUGGAGUACAUCCCCGAAAAGCGGGCCAGCGCGGCCGACUGCCUCCAGCACCCUUGGCUCAAUCCCUAGGCCCGGCUGGUGCUUUGGGCAGCGUGGGACGGUCCUGGCUGCCCCCGACCCCCAGCCCUCAGUGCCUUCAGGGAAAGCAGGACGGCUCCGCCCCACCCACCCUGCUGAGUGCCUCACACCGCCCGCCCGCCCUCUCACCCCCCCCCAGCAGGGCAGACAGAUACCAGGGCCAGGCCUGCCUUUCAGAAUUCGUUCUGCCCCCAACCCUCGCAGAGGGCCCUCUGAAUGGGAAGCGCGCUGCCUGUUUUCUUAAUAAAGUGUGACUGAAACACC
This is a messenger RNA of Lagenorhynchus albirostris (white-beaked dolphin), 2104 nucleotides long. It is a transcript of the gene SRPK3, whose product is annotated as SRSF protein kinase 3. NCBI's taxonomy places the organism in Eukaryota, Metazoa, Chordata, Mammalia, Artiodactyla, Delphinidae. Gene Ontology annotation, molecular function: ATP binding; protein kinase activity. The coding region runs from base 57 to 1763 and encodes 568 amino acids. The transcript is spliced from 14 exons. The record is from RefSeq and is a predicted model, not a curated record. Gene Ontology annotation, biological process: spliceosomal complex assembly; regulation of mRNA processing; protein phosphorylation.